Molecule: messenger RNA, 2762 nt
Organism: Larimichthys crocea (large yellow croaker)
Lineage: Eukaryota; Metazoa; Chordata; Actinopteri; Sciaenidae
Exons: 4
Coding region: 24-2078 (684 amino acids)
Source: RefSeq, a predicted model, not a curated record
AGGGUGCAUGUCACCGCCAGCAGAUGGGCGGCAAAAGGAAAAGGGUUUUGGGAUUGGACAAUAUGAACAGCAGCUUCAGUCUAAUGCUGGACGCAUCAGACGAGUCUUUAGAAGAAAGUCCGAGGCGCAAUUUACGCCGGACGCCAAAAUCCCAAAGCCAUACCGGCCUCCCUCUGAGUCCCUCACACAGGAUGAAGCUCAUGGACUUCAAAUCUCCCUCUUCUAAGAAAGCUGCUACACCCCGACACGCCAUAGCCACCCCACAGUCGCGGAGUUACCCGCCCAUGUCGCCAUCAAACACCCGUCUCCUCCGCUCCACUCCUGGGGCUGCCAAGGAGGUUCAGAGAUUGCUCCCCAAGCUGGAGACCCCUCGACGAAACAAAAAACCUCACGCCAUCGCACAGCUCUCGAGCGCCUCCAGGUUGAGGCCCAGCGCUGUGUGCAGCCCUGUGAGGGUUAAGCAGGAGGUAGAGGAGGUUGGGGAGGAUGAGCAGGACUAUGCGAGAGCACAGGAGAAGUACAAGCUGAUGAAUGUUCUUGGGUUGCAGAGGACCGCCCUCCUUCCCAGACCAGAAGAUUUGAUCGGCUGGAGACAGAAGAAACGGCUGAGGAAGCUGAAGGCUAACAACUACUCACUGACCAAGCGGCGGAAACCGCGCUCCACCGCCCCGGCGCUACCUUUCGGGGACGUGACGCUGUCGCUUCCCCUCUGUAUCCCCGUUAACACUCGCCUCCUCAACAAGUCAGUAAAGACCAAGCCUGUAAGUCCAGUCAGCACCGAGCGGAUGACAAAGAGGCCAAAGACUGCCCAUGUCCCGCCAAGCGACAGGAGCAUGCGAAGUAAAGGUGUGUUAUCAGACAUGUUCCUGCCUUCUUUUGGAGGUAGGGAGCUCAGACGAUCAGUGAGGAAAGGUGACGGCAUCCACCCUCCUGCCCAGCAGCCUCCGCGAUGCAAGACCAACAAAACUCAAAUGAGAAACGCAGUCAGGAUCAAAUCAGAACCAGCUGAAUACUCCAUCUCAGGUCUCUCUCUUCCAUCAAACAAUUUCUGUGGCCACAAAUCCCUGCCGUCACAGAGGACACAGGGCAGAAAUAAAGUCACCGUAGAGACGGUCAAAGCGCUGCGUUACAACAGCGGCCGGCCAGCGACAAAGGGCAAGCUCAGGCGAGGCUCCGCAAAGGAGGUGGAGAAGGCGAAGUGUAAACCCAGAGAGGAUGGCAGGAAGGUGGGAAGCCAGGGGCUGAGGGGCGUCAUGGACAUGAGCCCGAGAGUGAAUGAACCUGGUGGGCUCCAGUUUUCAGAGCAGGCGCCUCCUCCGUCCAUCUACAACCACCCUCUGUACAAAGUCAUCAAAGAGGAGCCAGCAGAUCCCGUGGCUAUUGUCACCCCGUUCUCCGAUCCUCCCUCACCGGACCUCGGCAAGCGUCAGAGCAAGCCCCCCAUCAAGUUACUGGACUCGGGCUUUCUGUUCAGCUUCUGUCGGCCAGCAGGGGGGCCGAUGGCGGUGCUGAAGAAAGAGGAGGAGAGCGUGGACAUCUGCCUAACGCGCUCCGUGUCGCAAGUCGGGGAGAAAUUCGGAGCGGAGGAGUCGUCCCCCCACAGGGCACUGAGAGCCCGAGUGCCACCUGCCAUGCCCGUGCUGAAGAGGGAGAGGCUGGAGAGGAGUGUGAGCCAAAGCAAGGUCCAGAGACCGAAGCCAAACUCCCGAAACAACAAAUCUGCAGAGCCGAGAGCCCCACGGACCAUGCCAAAGCAGCAAGUUAAACUCCCCCUGAGCGGCAAGAGCUGCGCCAUGCUGGACGCCGUACGCCGGGCCCGGCUAAAGCAGCUUCGCGGGCCUCGCAGUCAAGCCCCCAAAGGCCCCCCGAAAGCAUCUCACGCCUGUCUUCAGUGCCCUGCCUCCUACAAGGACUGCGACGCUCUAAUCAUGCAUCGCCUCAGGCACAUCGAGGGCAAGCACUGGCCGUGUCCGCUCUGCAGUAAGACGUUCUUUCGACUAAGGAAUGUACGGAAUCACAUCCGCAACCACGACCCCAAGUUGUACAAAUGCCGGAGCUGCAUCGCCGCCGGCUCCUGAGGCAGCUUGGAGGGCUCCCGCUCAAGCAGCGAGACAGGAUGAAGGCUGUCGGUGUCCGACACCAGCGAAGCAGGCUGAAGCCAGAGGCACACGAUCGAUCAGCAGCUUGUACAUAAAUGCGUCCGUCACACACACAAGCACAACGGUCUGUGGAAAGGCAUAAUUACUCUGAUUCUAAUCAUUGCCAGUCGUCAAUGAUUGCUAAUGUUAUUUAAAUAACCAAACCGAGGUUUGCUGGUCCUGUUUUUGCUUUUCCGUAGCUACAGAAGGUUAAACUUGAACAUUACACUCAGGGGGCGGGGGAAGGUGAUGCCACGGUAUAAAGUGACCUAACGUCACGGUUGUGUAUAAAAUGAAAUGUAAAGUGAUUGUUAUAACUAUUACGGCUACUUAUUGUUACCAUUAUUUUUCUAUGUAUAGAUGACUUUUGAGUGCACUUAUAUGGCUUAUGUUGUGAACCUAAGAAGCGGUAAUGAAAGUGAAGGUUUCCACGGGGGGAAUACUUGAAGCGAUGCGAGCGCUGGAGGGAAUACUUGAAGUUGGAGGGGGCGGCGGGCGGGCGGGGGGGUGUCUUAGAAGUGAGACUGUCCUUUUUGGGUGUUUCGGUGGGUCUUUGUCCUUUUUUUUGGUGUGUGCUAACUUUUAACCGACUCGACUAGUCUCUCCCUCCUUUUUCGUAUCGAU